Pipistrellus nathusii (Nathusius's pipistrelle) is the source of this 483-nucleotide messenger RNA. The record is from the annotation of a GenBank genome assembly. Lineage: Eukaryota; Metazoa; Chordata; Mammalia; Chiroptera; Vespertilionidae.
AUGGUCCCCUCGGCUGCACAGCUCGCCCUGCUCGCGCUCGGUCUUGUGUUGGCUGUGUGUCAGGCCCUGGAGAACACUACGUCUGCCUUGAGUGCAAAUCCGCCCAUGGCCGCCGCUGUGGUGUCCUACUUCAACGACUGCCCGGAUUCCCACAGUCAGUUCUGCUUCCAUGGAACCUGCAGGUUUCUGGUGCAGGAGGACAAGCCAGCAUGUGUCUGCCACUCUGGGUAUGUCGGAGCGCGCUGUGAGCAUGCAGACCUCCUGGCCGUGGUGGCCGCCAGCCAGAAGAAGCAGGCCAUCACCGCCUUAGUGGUGGUUUCCGUCGUGGCCCUGGCUGGCCUCAUCAUCACGUGUGUGCUGAUACACUGCUGCCAGGUCCGAAAAUACUGUGAGUGGUGCCGGGCCCUCGUCUGCCAGCACGAGAAGCCCAGCGCCCUCCUGAAAGGAAGGCCUGCUUGCUGCCACUCAGAAACAGUGGUCUGA